Messenger RNA from Scophthalmus maximus (turbot), 2430 nucleotides. It is a transcript of the gene slc22a13b, whose product is annotated as solute carrier family 22 member 13b. Gene Ontology annotation, cellular component: membrane. NCBI's taxonomy places the organism in Eukaryota, Metazoa, Chordata, Actinopteri, Pleuronectiformes, Scophthalmidae. The coding region runs from base 485 to 2086 and encodes 533 amino acids. Gene Ontology annotation, molecular function: transmembrane transporter activity. The transcript is spliced from 10 exons. Gene Ontology annotation, biological process: transmembrane transport. The record is from RefSeq and is a predicted model, not a curated record.
UCUGCAGUUAUGGAGGGAGGAACGUUGAGAUAGUCAUCUGAUUGGAUCAAACAUUAUUAUCAUUAAAUUAGUAGCACUUUUUAAUGACAUAAUAUAUCGUAUAAGAGCUUCAACAUUAUUUGUAUACAGAAAUCCAUCUGUUCAUGUAAUGUGAUUGCGCAAAGUGCUGUCCUCUACUUCCAACAACACUUUGACCUCUUCCACUCUCAUGGGCUCACACUUUUUUGCUGAGCACAAAGAUGAUGGGCCCAGGGCACUGAUCUGGACAGCUGUACAAAAGCUGGACUUCAGCCUGAAGGAUCCUAACAUGUCACAUUUUGAUACUGUUUGUUAGCAACUCGGCAGAUCAUAAAAGUCCUGUGAUUGUUAGUUCAAACAUUAACUAGCAGGAUGAGACUCACGUUGACUAUUGGUGGUUGGACGUUGCUUUAAGCUAGAUGUUCCUCUGUCCCACGCUGCACUCUGAGGACACACAGAUACCAACAUGAGCAACUUUGGGCAGAUCCUGAAGGAGAUUGGGGAGUUUGGUUCAUUUCAGAAACGUUUAGUUGCUGUAUUAUGCAUUCCCAGCAUUUUUGUUGCAUUUGAUGUGAUGGGUCAGGUGUUUACAGGCAUGAACUUCCCACAUCACUGUAACACUGACUGGAUCUUGAACCAAGGACCCAACCUGACAGAUGAGAGACAGAGAAAUCUCACCAUCCCUGUGAACGCAGAUGGAAAGUAUAAGAGCUGUGAAAUGUUCACACCUGUGGAUUUGGAUUUGGAAAUUAUUGAAGCAUAUGGAAUUAACACAACAACAGGAUGCAUAAAUGGAUCAGAUUACGUGGCACCCAAAGGUGCCUCCAGCAUUGUGACAGAGUUCGACCUGGUCUGUGACAGGAGCAGUUUCAUUGAGGUAUCACAGUCCAUCUACAUGGCCGGCCUUCUGGUUGGAGCGUUGGUGUUGGGGCAGAUGGCUGACAGGUUUGGUCGACGCUUUGUGGUCCUCCUUUCACUACUUCAGCUACUGCUGUGUGAUGUCGCUGCUGCCUUCUCACCCAACAUCUAUGUUUACAUCGUUCUCAAAUUCUUAGGUGGCAUCUCAAUUUCUGGCAUUCUUACUAAUGUAUUUGUCAUAGGUGGAGAAUGGAGUGAUUCUUCUAAGUUUGCUCUCUGCACCAUUAUUUGCCACUCUACUUUCCCUCUUGGACUGAUGAUGAUGUCUGGUAUUGCCUAUUUGAUCCGUAACUGGAGGAUCCUGCAGCUGGUCCUCUUCACUCCUAUGGUCCUUGUCCUGGGAAUCUUUUACUGGAUUCUUCCAGAGUCAGCUCGCUGGCUCAUCACCCAGGGCAAGAAGAAGGAAGCAAUAAAGGAAAUCUGCAGGGCAGCUAAGGUGAAUGGGAGGAAGGUGCCAGGAGACUUAUUAGAUAGGCUGGAGGUUGUGGGAGCAUCAAAUAGAGGAACCAUGUUGGACAUCUUCAGGAUAUCUUAUCUGAGGAAACGUGCUCUUGUAAUGAGCUUUGUCUGGUUUGGAACAAGUCUGAUGUACUACGGUCUGAGCCUGAAUGUUGGCAAUUUUGGUCUGGAUAUCUACCUCACGCAGUUCAUCUUUGGUGUAGUGGAGAUUCCUGCACGUCUGGGCUCUUUACCACUCAUGCAGCACUUUGGGAGGAGAAUAUGUCAAGUAGGGGUGCUAGUUUUGGGAGGUUCUGCUUGUCUCGGGAUACUUGCUAUUCCAAAAGAUCUUCCUGUAGUGGUUACAGUCAUUGCUGUUUUAGGAAAAUUUUCCGCAACUGCUUCUUUCUCCAUCGUCUAUGUUUAUACUGCGGAACUAUACCCUACCGUUAUAAGGCAGAAUGGUUUAGGUCUGAACUCCAUGUGUGCUCGUGUGGCGGGCAUCCUCGCUCCCCUGGUCAGACUCCUGGACGUCUACCAUUACACCAUCCCCAUGUUGAUAUAUGGCAUCAUCCCCAUUGCUGCAGGAGGUUUCUGUUUACUACUGCCUGAAACCUGCAAUGUUGAACUCCAGGACCACACUGAACUCAGAGAACCUGAGAAUGGGGCUGCUGAGAAUGUAUCUGUAUCAGGACCGAGCACAAAAAUGUAAUUUAUUUUGGCAAAAUGUUUUUACAGUCUUUCAUAUCAGCAGAAGUAGUGUGCUUCCUCUCAACUGAUAUGAUGGUAAAAGUAAUGCAUUAGUACGCAGUUAAACAGAAUACAAAACCUUUCGAGAAUCACAUUUACAUAUUAUAUUUCUAUGUUUCUAUUUGUUUAACUUUUGUUUUAACUUUCCCUUGAAACUCAGUUUAAGUAUUGCUGAAGUUAUAGACUGAUAACUGGAGUUAGUAUUUAUGUAGCAUUUAUUUUUGUGCAGUAUAUUUGCAAGUACUCGUGUUAAUUGUGUUAAUCUUUUUUCUGUUUUUUGUUAAUAGAUAAAGAAAUUAUGUUUUA